AUGUCGGCUCUGCAGACCUUCAUGCUGGUCGUUGACAACGACAAAGAUGAAGCAAAGAGCAUCGCUGACUCUGUGGCACAAGAUUUGGAAAACAAAAAGACUACUUUAAUCGAUAUUGUCCGACAGCUUGGCGAAUACAUCAAUGACGAAGAUCCAAUUCUACGUGGAAAGGCAAUUUCCUUCCUCACUGCGGUGAUCAAGGCACUGCCGCCCCGCUUCCUGUCGAGACAACAAAUCCAGGUUUUGACGACGUUCUUUGGUGACCGGAUUGAGGAUGGCGGUGCUGUUGCGGGACUGGAAAGAUUGCAGGGUUUGGAACGGUUCAACAAGGAAUUGGCUAUUGAAACUGCCCAGGCCUUGUUCGCCAACUUCCAGGACCUUCAAUCCCGUUCCCAGACACAGCGAUUCCAGGUCUAUCAGUUGCUGAAUGAAUUGAUGUCAAGACAUCGGGGGGCUCUGCGUGAUAUGGGCGAUGAUUCCCUCAUGGGAAUUGUGGAUCUCAUGACUGGAGAGAAGGACCCACGUAAUCUGAUGAUGGUCUUCUCCAUCAUGAAGGUUGUAAUGAUAGAGUGGGAUAUUACAAACCAUGCCGAGCUUCUUUUUGACGCGGUAUACAACUACUUCCCUAUCACCUUCCGACCUCCGCCAAAUGAUCCAUACGGGAUUACCGCACAAGACUUGAAGGGCCGCUUGCAGGAUUGUAUUUCGGCGUCGAGACAUUUUGCGCCGCAUGCUAUCCCUUCAUUGCUGGACAAGCUUGACUCUACUUCCCCGAAUGUUAAGAAAGAUGCCCUGAACGCAUUGAUUGCGUGUAUUCAUUCAUACGACCCGGACACCGUAUCUCGAUACUCUAUCACCAUUUGGGAGGUCCUCAAGUUCGAAAUUCUUAAUGCCCAAGAAGAAUUUUUGUCAGAGUUGUCACUGGAGGCCCUAUCUGGAAUCGCACAGCGACUAUCUGAAGGUGUAACCCAAGUUUCGUCAGACCUGCCCCUUGCGCAAUAUCUCCGACCUAUCACCCAAGAGUGCAACGAGCAAUUACAAGAGCCUCAACAGAAGCAGGCAAAGCCUGCCCAACAGAUUCUCAGCUCGCUGUCGUCGUCUUCUGUUGUAGCAUUUACGCUCAUUGUGCAGACUGUUGUUGCUCCCAUCUUUACUAUCUACCAAGAGGCAGAUGGCAUCGUUAAGCAGCGGGCUCUCCUUGAGACGCUGGCUGUCUUGUUCCAAUCUGCCACCCAGGUCUUCGGGCAAUGGACGACUCGUGGUGGUGAAGUCGCUCACGAGAACCCCUUGGUCGAGUUCAAGGAUCAGUUCUCAGAUGUCUUGGGACAGGCAUUAAUGGGUUCUGCUAAGGAUGAGGUCUCUUUCCGUGUCACUGCACUGAAAGGAUUUCUGCGGCUUUCGACCUUGCGAAAUUUCUUCCAGGACAACGAAAUCGGAUUAUUCGUGCAAUAUUUGGAUGAAAUCCUCCUCACAGAACAGUCUGUUGGUCGGGAUGACCUGAAGAAGGAAGCCAUUGCAGCACUGGCUGAGAUUUCUAAGCACAAGCCUCGACUGAUUAUGGAUAUUACUUUCCCUGCAUUUGUGGCCACAUUGCCCGACGAAGAUGAUGAUACGAAUUCGGCUUACUUGUCCACUUUGGAUACCCUGGCCCAGAUCAGCGUUGAGAGAGACAUUUUUGAAACCCUGUUCCGACGACUAUUCAGCAAGCUGUCUUUCUUGCUUCAAAAGGAGCAGCCUGGGUCUGCGGCAUACCCUCGUGCCAUCCUUGUGACUCUGCUGUAUGUUAUGCAGCAAAGACAGAUGGAUGCUGACCCGAACGUGGACUUUUACUUUGACAAGAUUGUUGUUGGUCUCUGCCGCAGCGUUGCAGAUUCCGCUUCAGGACAGGGAAAGAACCGUCUUCUCAACGACCCUACUAUUCUUGAUACUCUAGGCCGGCUCUGUAAUCUUCUUAUGCGAGCUGUCUCUGUUCAGAAACAGGAGCAGGCUGCACACAAUGUCUACAGCCUCUUCUCGACCGGAGGCUUUGUGCCGGUACCUUUCUCUGAAGGCGCAAGUGCUGACCAAGAACGUACCAUGAUCAUUUCGACAUAUCUCCUCGCAGGUCUGCCAAAGGACUGCGUCAAUCUCAUCCCCAAUACGCAACCUGAUAUGUCGGACCUGCUUUCAGAUCUGAUCAAGCGAUCUAUAUCUGACAAUGCAGAGCCGGCCACCCAUCUUGCAUUUUUGCAUCACUUGGCCCUGCUUGUAAACAAGUUCUUGUCUAAACAGGAUUUGAAGAUUGCUGAGAAACUUUUUGAUUCUCUUGUCUCGCCAGAAGGCCAGUCUUUCAGCCCGGCUACUAUUCGUACCGUCUUCUGGCUAUCAAAGGCUCUCGUUCUUCGUCUUUCCCCAUCCACUACUCAUAUUCUGACCUCCCUGAUGGAUCUCCUCUCUUCCCCUGACCAGCAAACGAGCAACUCCACUGCUCGCGGGUUUUCAAUUCUUCUAGGCGAUGAUGAUGUUCUUUCCGUAACCAACGGUGCCACCAUCCGCCUGCUAUCCAAGCAGCGCGUCUUCACUACCGUCAUCCCGCUGAUCUCAUCGCGUAUCCGCGACGUCAACAUCGCUGGCAAUGACGAAUCUUCCUCAAAAUUAUUAGACCACAUCAAACCAGCCCAUUUAACCGCUUUGGCCGGCAUCCUCUCCACAAUCUCCACAGCCCUUGUCAUGCCCGAACUUCCCACCUUACUUCCCCUCCUCCUCCAAUCCCUCGACCUCCAAACCGCCGACUCGGUUGCCGUCCGCGCCGCAACCCUCGACACCCUCGCGGUUAUCAUCCGUGAGAACGGUGUCACCACCAUUGACAAGUGCGGCCACGUCCACAGUCUUGUCCAGAGACUCCUCAAGACAACAGCUGUCAGACCCGGCCCUGGUAUCGUGAACCCUCCCCGCCUUCGCGUUGAUUCUCUCAGAUGUCUUUACCUACUCGCCACAAGACAGACUUCCGAAUCAGCACCCAAUGCCCGGAUCCCACCUGCCAUCUCGCCGCUUCUACCUGAAAAAGCACAGGUCCUGCGCUCUUUGCGGGCUGUGUUGGAUGAUCCGAAGCGUGAUGUGCGAAAGGCUGCUGUGGAUGCGAGCAGUGCUUGGUUCCGGGGUGUGGAUGAUGCUCCGGAGGAGGAUGAUUGA
Messenger RNA from Penicillium odoratum, 3171 nucleotides. RefSeq names its product MET18/MMS19 family protein. Gene Ontology annotation, biological process: iron-sulfur cluster assembly. The transcript has 5 exons. Gene Ontology annotation, cellular component: cytosolic [4Fe-4S] assembly targeting complex. The record is from RefSeq and is a predicted model, not a curated record. Bases 1 to 3171 code for a protein of 1056 amino acids. Lineage: Eukaryota; Fungi; Ascomycota; Eurotiomycetes; Eurotiales; Aspergillaceae.